This is a messenger RNA of Trichomonas vaginalis G3, 335 nucleotides long. RefSeq lists its product as uncharacterized. NCBI's taxonomy places the organism in Eukaryota, Parabasalia, Trichomonadida, Trichomonadidae. The transcript has a single exon. The record is from RefSeq and is a predicted model, not a curated record. The annotation marks the transcript as partial.
AUGGAAUCCACAGUUUCUGUGGCAACAAUCAAAGAGAUUGUUGAAAUGCUCACGAAUCCAUCACAAGAGACAUAUAUUCAAGCAACGGCCCAAAAAAAUCAGAUUUUAACAGACCAGCGUAAUGCAUACGAGUUAUUACAGAUGCUAUUGACUCAAAACAUGCCUGACAGUCAGCGUUCUCUAAUUUUAGACUUACUUACCGAUUUUAUAAGGCAGCAUAACAAAGAUUUAGCAUUGUAUGAAAUACAUAAAUCUCUCUUUGAAAUUAAUCCAGAAUUCUGUCAGUCACCACUUGUAAUCUCAAAGGUUGCAAACUUACUUGCAUUUAUUGUUAA